Galendromus occidentalis (western predatory mite) is the source of this 1619-nucleotide messenger RNA. RefSeq lists its product as uncharacterized. The transcript is spliced from 6 exons. The coding region runs from base 311 to 952 and encodes 213 amino acids. The record is from RefSeq and is a predicted model, not a curated record. NCBI's taxonomy places the organism in Eukaryota, Metazoa, Arthropoda, Arachnida, Mesostigmata, Phytoseiidae.
GCGAAUGAGCGAACGGACGCCAUCAACCCUCCCUCGCGGCACACAUCGUCCCGACAAGCAGUCCGUCAACAGAGCAUCGCCAAGCCAGCGCUGUGAACGUCGCCUCAGAACAGUCCGUGCGAACGCAACGAAGUUCUUGAAUCGAGUCGAGCUCUCGAGCGACGUCUCUGAUAUCUUACUCGAACUCAAGGGCCGAAGCUCUCAGCCGUGAACUUCUCUCCAGGAGCUGCUGGUCGAGCAUUCCGGGAUAAAGUGGGCCACAAGGCCAUCGUCACGACCUGUCGAAGAAAGUUAUCGGAACUCCGUGAAGAUGGAUCGACGAAUCGGGCUAUCGGUGUUUGUGCUGCUCGCUACCGCGAUCGGAUAUUCGGCGGGAGGUGAUAUGUCGCUCGUACAGAUUUGCGAAAAGGGGAAGGGGCGUGAGGAUUUCAUGUCAAAUCUCUUCGAUCACUUGAGAUCUGUGCUCAAGUCAAACGAGCCCUUCAAAAUGGAAGAUGAUAUCCGACAGGUUCUGCGACUAUACGACGGCCGACUUUACGGACUUUCCGAUUUCUACCUCAGGCACGAGCCUCAAGUGGCUUGCUUUGACGAUGUCGCCAACGUUGUAUUGGUGUUUUCGUUCAACAACACCAAGGUGCACUACACAUGGAACUUCGCGGGUAUAAAGCAAAUCACUGGCGGCUUCUGGACGCUGGCGGAUCGAAUCACAGCAGAAGUUCAAUUGAAAGCUCCAGUAAACCACAAUAAGCUUACGAACUUCGAGGUCGAGAGAGUGAGACUCACGGAGCUCCAUAACAUGAGGGUCCAGGUUGAUGGUGUCCAACCUUUCGCGUGGCUCGGCACUCAAAUCGGCACUGUCGGGACGCUGAUGACCAGAGAUAACUUGAAGAAGUUCCUCCAGACAAACCUCGACAUUAUUUUCAAAGAAAUCUUCGCUGACUUCGAAGUUUAGUUCCUAGAUUCCGCUAUCAAACCGAGCUCCUCUCAAGUUUCAUUAUUAGUUCGCUGCUUCGAGAGCCGCCUACACCCAAAGUGUUCUUGAGCAGUGGACACGAAGAUUCGUGUCGUGGAACUCUUGUCGCAAGCUGAAGCCAUGGGGACGGGAUCGGGGUGCGGACAUCUGUGCUGAAUACGACGAAUUCAUUUCUUCCGUUCCAUCUACAAAAUUACUCAAAAGUAAUCUGAGCGGAAAUUGUUAUUCUCGUUGAUACUUUUGUCUCUAUUGCAUGAUAAGAUGUAUUUAGGAUGUGACUCAUACCGUCGCGUUGCCUCCUGGACCGUCGAGCUCGAAAAAAAACGUACACAUGGUGCUCUCCGGAUGCCAAUACGAGGAGAAGUAUAUUUCCGAGAAGAGGCUUACACAGGAAGCUGUCAUAGAUUUUUGCUCGCUUCUCGGACUUGAGAGGGAUGCCAACUCAAUCAGAUUACCGGAGAACUAUGGUCCAUCGCUCCAAGUGAUCCGUGGUAGCCAAAGCGGAGAGCUCCGAGAAACUAAGUCCCCCAUUGUGUGUUCUUGAUAUGCCUCGAAUGCUAUGAGAAAAUCCUGCUUAAUCCAUGGAGACACAUGAUAGGCUCUGGUCGCAAUAAAAGACGAUGUGUCGAUGCGGGGAUACUUGAUA